CCCAGCUGGUGGCAUGCGCACACCUGUCCCGGCCCGUUUCCCGGGGGUGACUGUGCCAGGCUGGGCCGGGGGGGGGGGGGCACGGUGAGGGGGCGCUGCAGGCCCGGGGGGCUUGGUAGGGUGGAGGGUCCCAAGCCAGAGCGCCGAGCCUCCAGAGCUGCCAGAGUGGCCUCGCCCGCCCCGCACCCAGUCCUCGGGGUUCUCGGCCCCACGCGCCCGCCGCGCCCCGGGUCGGAGGUUCCGCCGACGGCUCCGCCCUUCCUCCGCCCCGCCGCCGCGCUCGGGCCCGGGCUGUCGGGACGCGCCUCCCGGCUGGGAGCGCAGAGUCGCAUGGCGGCGCCGGGACCGAGGAGCGGGCCGGGGGCGGCGGCCGACGCGCUAGCCCUGGCGGCAGAGCUGCAGGGCGAGGCCACCUGCUCCAUCUGUCUGGAGCUCUUCCGCGAGCCCGUGUCGGUGGAGUGCGGCCACAGCUUCUGCCGCGCCUGCAUCGCGCGCUGCUGGGAGCGCCCCUCCGGAGGCCCCGCGCGCGCCCUGCCAGGCCCCCCGCCCGGCCCCCUGCCCUGCCCGCAGUGCCGCGAGCCCGCGCGCGCCCAGCAGCUGCGGCCCAACAGGCAGCUGGCGUCGGUGGCCGCGCUGCUGCGGCGCUUCAGCCUCCCCGGGGCGGCGGGGCAGCCGGGGGAGCGCGGGCCCCGGGACGCGGCGGCCGGCUGCGCGCUGCACGGGGAGCCGCUCAAGCUCUACUGCCAGGACGACGCGCGCGCCAUCUGCGUGGUGUGCGACCGCUCCCGCGAGCACCGCGCCCACGCAGUCCUGCCGCUCGACGAGGCGGUGCAGGAGGCCAAGGAGCACCUGGAGUCCAGGCUGAGAGUCUUAAAGAAGGAUCUGGACGACUAUGAGGUGUUUCGUUCCACUGAAGAGAAGGAAAGUAAGGAGCUCCUGAAGCAGAUGGAAACUGAGAGAGAAAACGUGGGAGCCGAGUUCCAGGCACUGCGGGCUUUCCUGGUGGAGCAAGAGGGCCGGCUCCUGGGCCGCCUGGAGGAGCUGUCCCGGGAGGUGACCCAGAAGCAGAAUGAGAAUCUGAUCCAGCUCGAGGGUGAAAUCACUCAACUCUCCAAGCUCAGCAGCCAGAUCCAGGAAACAAUCCGAAAGCCUGACCUUGACUUUCUCCAGGAAUUCAAAACCGCACUGAACAGGUGCAGUAGUGUGCCGGGCCCCAAGCCAACCACAGUCUCUUCUGAGAUGAAGAACAAAGUCUGGAAUGUUUCCCUCAAGACCUUUGUCUUAAAGGGGCUCCUCAAGAAGUUCAAAGAAGAUCUUCGGGGAGAGCUGGAGAAAGAGGAGAAAGUGGAGCUGACCUUGGACCCGGACACUGCCAACCCUCGCCUCCUGCUCUCUCUGGAUCUCAAGAGCGUGCGGCUGGGACAGCGGGCCCAGGACCUGCCCAGCCACCCACGCCGCUUCGACACCAACACCCGUGUGCUGGCCUCUUGUGGUUUCGCCUCUGGCCGCCACCACUGGGAGGUGGAGGUGGGCCCCAAGGAUGGCUGGGCCUUCGGGGUGGCCCGCGAGAGUGUGCGCCGCAAGGGCCUCAUCCCCUUCACACCUGAGGAGGGUGUCUGGGCACUGCAGCUCAACAGCGGCCAGUACUGGGCGGUGACCAGCCCCGAAAGGACGCCGCUCAGCUGUGGGCACCUGUCCCGUGUGCGGGUGGCCCUGGACCUGGAGGUGGGGGCCGUGUCCUUCUAUGCCGUGGAGGACAUGCGUCACCUCUACACCUUCCGAGUCAACUUCCAGGAGCGGGUCUUCCCCCUCUUCUCCAUCUGCUCCACUGGAACCUACCUGCGAAUCUGGCCUUAGGGGACACUCCCGGCCUCACAAAGUCAGUCAAGGGUGGACUCAUCCUCAUCCUGGCUGCCCAUGGCCUCUACUCACCAAGCCUCCUGGUAUCUCGGGCUGCUCUCUGGUCUCCCAACCCCAGGCUGCUGCAGCCCAGCUUCUGCCAGGCAUGAGAGUGGACACUAGGGAAUGGUGUCCUUCCCUGUUCAGCUGUGCCUUGGAUCCUUGGGACCUUUCCCCUGCCUGGUGACAGCAUCUGGACUUGGCUUGAGCUGUGAGGAGGUGGAGGUUGGUGAGGACAGGGGCCUGGCUGGUGCUUCCUGUCACCAGCUUCCUACCAGCUCCGCAGGACCUGCCACUUCCUGCAUCAACACCAGCCCUGGUCCUGUGCUGUCCUUAGUUGCAAGGGGCUAGAAUUGGCUGGGCCAGCCACUUCUACGUUGUUUGCUAGUCUAUGGCCAGUUCUGCCUUCAGAGACCUGGAUUCAGCUGAGCUCACGAGGUUAUCUACUCAAGGAGGAGCACAGUGUUCCAGCUGAGAGGAGUCUGGGCCAGACUGGAGGGACCCUUGACUUGAACAUGAGGGAAGAACCCAGGACAAUAGCAUAGAGGCAUUGCUGCCCACCAUGACCCCUUCACCUGAUGGCACAGUGAUUUGUGUCCCCUUGGUCAUGGUGGCAGCUAUGUGUUCUCACAUAGGCCUAACCCCCCUUUCAAGUGCCAAAGUACAGUCUUUCUUGGGUCAGGAGGCCAAAGGUCCUGAAAUUUUGAAACACAGGGCAACACUUAGAAUCUUACAGAUGCACAGAGUACAAAAGUCUGUUUGACAGAUGCCUUCUGGAACUUACCAAAUAUAUGCAAACAGAUUCCUGGUUCCACAGCCUGCUCAGCCUGUGUCAUAGAAGGCCUCGUUUUUCUGGCUAAUUGUUUUCCAACUAUUUAAAAGCUGGGUAUCUGGGAGGGAGUGGUGGCCUGUUCCAUGCUUAGUGCUCCCCAAGGGAAGGGAGCAGAGGUGGAAAUACAGACCGUGAACUCAA
Molecule: messenger RNA, 2872 nt
Organism: Erinaceus europaeus (western European hedgehog)
Lineage: Eukaryota; Metazoa; Chordata; Mammalia; Eulipotyphla; Erinaceidae
Gene: TRIM7
Product: tripartite motif containing 7
Exons: 7
Coding region: 331-1857 (508 amino acids)
Molecular function (GO): zinc ion binding; protein binding
Source: RefSeq, a predicted model, not a curated record